This is a messenger RNA of Paramisgurnus dabryanus, 935 nucleotides long. It is a transcript of the gene fundc1, whose product is annotated as FUN14 domain containing 1. Gene Ontology annotation, cellular component: mitochondrial outer membrane. Gene Ontology annotation, biological process: autophagy of mitochondrion. The record is from RefSeq and is a predicted model, not a curated record. NCBI's taxonomy places the organism in Eukaryota, Metazoa, Chordata, Actinopteri, Cypriniformes, Cobitidae.
UAAUCAUUAUUGAGAAUAGCCCCUUUAAGCAGUCGUAUGGGUCUGUGUCCAGUAAUCGCACGUAAAUUGCGCAGGAUUUUACGUUGAACAACGGGUGUCCGGAUGCGAACUGCGAAGUGAGCAAUGCCUCAUAAAAUGGCGGAUCGCGGUGAAGAUCUAGAUGCAGAGAGUGAAGAUGAAUUGUAUGAGGUUGUUAACAUCACAGAUUAUGCCAGAAGGCAUCAGUGGUGGAGUCGUGUUUUUGGGACUAAUACAGGACCCAUUGCAGAAAAAUACUCGGUGACUUCACAGAUCAUGAUGGGUGGGGUGACAGGAUGGUGUGCUGGUUAUCUCUUUCAGAGGGUUGGAAAAAUUAUGGCUACAGCUGUUGGAGGGGGAUUUCUUUUGUUACAAAUUGCCAACCACAGUGGCUAUGUGCAGGUGGACUGGAGGAAAGUGGAAAAGGAUGUCAAUAAAGCUAAAAAGCAUUUGAAGAAAAAGGCAAACAAAGCAUCGCCUGAGCUUAAUUCCUUUAUAGAAGAGUCUACAGAAUUUGUGAAGAGGAAUAUUGUUAUCUCGGGUGGAUUUGUUGGAGGAUUUCUGCUGGGCUUGGCAUCCUAAAUUAAACCUGGACCUACUACAUUGCUACUGAUUUAAGAUGUAUUCCCAGUUUACCAUUGUGCAAUGGACAUUUGAAGAACUGUCAUUGAACAUAUUACUCUUAAAUGUUGUUUAUGUGUACAUAGCUUAAACAUUCAGAAGGUGAUGGUAUCUUGUGCCAAUAACUUGUUUAUAAAAAUGUUGUCAAGCUGUUGUGUUUUUGUUUUCUUGCUUAUGUUUAGAAGAUACAUGUAGUCAUGAAAUGUACAUACACAACUGUAAUGUUUCUUAUAUUUUGCUUUGAAAAAGUGCAUUCAUUGUGUUAAUAGUAUAAUAUCCUUGAUAUCUACUUGAAA